Messenger RNA from Alosa sapidissima (American shad), 2105 nucleotides. RefSeq names its product signal-transducing adaptor protein 1-like. The record is from RefSeq and is a predicted model, not a curated record. Gene Ontology annotation, biological process: cell surface receptor protein tyrosine kinase signaling pathway; positive regulation of B cell receptor signaling pathway. Lineage: Eukaryota; Metazoa; Chordata; Actinopteri; Clupeiformes; Clupeidae. Gene Ontology annotation, molecular function: signaling adaptor activity; protein kinase binding. The transcript is spliced from 10 exons. Bases 174 to 1499 code for a protein of 441 amino acids.
AUCAAUCAGGGAAGAAAGAUACUCCGAACAUAUGACCGAACAAUAACCAAUCUAGAGUCCAAAGAGUAAACAUCACUGCAAAGUAAAAUAUCACAGUAAAGUAAACCAGGAGGGAAAAGAACAAGUGAGUAAGUCUCUCUCACCAAACUCUUGUAACCGAGCCAGUCAGAGAGAUGAGCAAGACUCUACCAUUCCGAGUGAUCGGAAAGCGCAGGGAGACUAUCACAGCCCUGCCACUGUACUACAGUGGUCAGAUGCAGAAGAAAUGCAAAGGAGAGAAGGUGUUCCAAAUGUACCAUGGAGAGUUGCGUGGCUCCACCAUGUUCUUUUACACGGAUGAGAAACAGGAAACGUACUGUGAGAGGCUGGAGCUACACAACCUGAAAUCCAUGGAGUCAAUUUCCUCCUACUCAGAGAGCACUGCCCCUAUUUACACACUCAGGUUCCCCAAGCAGGAAGUACAACUUCAGAUGGAUAAUCCGGACACAGGAGAGUUGUGGAGAGGCUUUAUCUUGACCGUGGCUAAACUGGAGGUCCCACGGCAAAUGCAGCUCCUGCCUGGCCAGGUCAUGAGGCUGGAGGAGAUGCGGACCGCAGAGGAACAGCGGCGGGCCUUAGAGUCCUCCUGCCCGACCCCUACAGAUGCGUCAGCGUCCCACUCAAACAGCUCAGAAAGCGCAUAUGAUGCCACUCUGUCCAUAAUUCCCUCUUGUUUUCUGUCAGUGCUACGUGAAGAGGCAGAGAAGCUACUGGAACAGAACCCAGAGCAUGGCAGCAUCAUCCUAAGGCCAGCAACUGACAACAAACAACAUUUCUCCAUCACAACAAGACAAAUCUUUCCCAGUGGUCCAGUUAUUAGAAACUACAAGAUCACGUCCAGUGAAUCUGGCUAUACUAUUCAACUGGAUAAUCCUGUAACUGUCCAAACCCUGAAUGAAGUGGUGGAUCACUUCUUGGAGAAAACAGCCUAUCAACUAAAGCCUUUUACAAUGCCCCAGGCCUACGACACUCGCAUAAAGCUGCCUCCACCUCCACUAGCUCCGAAGCCUAAGGUCAUUCCCAAAGCCAGGGUGCCGCCCACCAUCCACACACAGCCACCGCCUGACACCAUGCCCCCCACACGUCCACUGCCCACACUACCAGCAAAUAAGAACAACUCCGUUUUCGGAGCCUGGGCUGCCUACAGAACUCUGAGUUUUCUUACAGUGUACGCAUGGGAUGGGCAACAAGUGGAUCGUGAGGAGAUGUUGAAUGUGAUAAAAAAAAAUGUUAUGGGCUUGAAAUUGUGUAUGAUCACUGCACCUUUAAAUAUACUAGUGAGAUCUCUAAAGUGCUGGUCACAUGUUUUACAGACUCAUUAUGCAGCUGGAGCUAUGUUGCUGAAAGACCCUUGUCUAACUGAUUUUAUUGUCCUGAACAGACCUAAAAAAGAGGAAUUACAAACCAGCCUCUGCAUACUAUUAACACACACGCACACGCACACACACACACACACUUAACCUGAUGCCAUUUACCACAAUUAUGGAAUGUUGAGGAUGAGGAAAGUUGAUUGAGGCUAAAAUGUCAGUAUUGCUGUGCCAUAUGACCUAUAUCAUAGUGAAAUGUUCAUGCCCUGAUAACAAUACAGAUCACAACUUUGCCCAAUUUCUGUAAAUUCAAUGACCAACUGCAUGGAGAAGCCCAUGUCCUAUACCAUGUUUUACUAUACACUUGACCAGCAUAGCUUAAAAUGCAGCGUGAAUGUAGGCCUAUUUCAGCAACCUUUUUAGCAAUUCUUUUUUUCAAAUGAAUUUGAUUAAUUCAUGUAGAUUUUUACUGUCUUAGUGGCGAAGAUUAUUUCUGCACCCUGUGCAUUUGCAAAAUCACAAUUAUGUUACCAUAUCAUCAAUAUCAUAAUACCUGUGAUGAUAUAGUGGAAAAUGCUCUUUUUAUUAUGGGGUGUAAUUUCUCACAAUAUACUGUACAUGGCACAGCCCUGACUGGUAAUUGUAAAUAGCUGUAAACUUUUGUUAGAUUGCAUUGCUUAGCUUUUUAUAUUUAGAAGAAUGUUCACAUAGAAUGGAAAUGUUAUAGAAUUAUAGUCAAUAAAACUUAAGUAAAACGUC